AUGAACGGAUCUGAAGGUGCCUAAUCCCUCAUGCAUUCCCAGAGUACUGUUGACCAGCCAUCUGAUAAACUAGGAGAAGGCGUCUAUCAAAAAGAAAGCAAAAGCAAAAGGAACGUCAUAGAUUAAACUGAGAUGAUACUCUAAAACCAAAAAACUAAGUUGAAGCGAAAUAAAAUUUGCAUCAAUAAAAAAGUCAGAAAAACCUGGACUGCCUAAGAGGACUAAUAGCUACAGCGUUCUAUUUAAUAAUAUGGGUCGAAUUGGGUUCAAAUUGCCGCAUCAAUGGUUAAUCGAAAUCCAUCUUAAUGCACUCAGAGAUGGAAACGAAUCAAACCCUAAGCUUUAAGAAAGAGAAAGCCCUUCUCUGUAGAGGAAGAUCAACUUAUAUUGUAAUUGGUGACUAAGUACCGACAAAAUUGGGGGAAAAUUGCCCAAAUGUUCCCCGAAAGAACCAACAAAUAAAUUAGAGAGAGAUAUAUUAAUAAACUUAAUCCACUAAAUAAGUAAGAGCCAUUCACUGAAGAAGAAGAUCAGAUUAUCUUAAAGGCUUAUCAAGAAAUCGGAUCAAAGUGGACUAAAAUCUAAGACCUUUUGGUUGGUAGGCCUGUAAGUAUAUUCGCUGAUUAUUAGGAAAACAUGAUUAAGAAUCGUUUUUACUCCUACCUCAGAUAAAGAUUUUUGAACAUUAAAAACCCUUACUAUUCAAUUCCGUCCAAAACCGAGAAUUUAAGCAUCAAUCAAAAUUUAAAAGUGGAAAAAGAUGAAAAACAACUGAAAGAGCCUUAAGUCCAGCCAAUAAAAAAGGAACAUAAUAACCAGAGAAAUACUGAUAUUCAAGAAAUGUCAACUUAAUUACCACUUCUCUAGUCUGAUCCAUAUAGUUAAAUUCCACAACCUCUAUUUCUUGGAAACUUCUCUUACCCAUAAUAUUACCUCUAUUAGCCUGGAGCCAUAGUUUACACACAGUGCUUACAAGUACCCUAUACUGGAUUUCAAAAUAAGAUUUAUUUGGUUCAACAAGAUACUAAUUAAUUGAUGCAUUGGUCAAACACUUGA
This is a messenger RNA of Paramecium tetraurelia, 1056 nucleotides long. RefSeq lists its product as uncharacterized. Gene Ontology annotation, biological process: regulation of DNA-templated transcription. Gene Ontology annotation, molecular function: RNA polymerase II cis-regulatory region sequence-specific DNA binding; DNA-binding transcription factor activity, RNA polymerase II-specific. NCBI's taxonomy places the organism in Eukaryota, Ciliophora, Oligohymenophorea, Peniculida, Parameciidae. Gene Ontology annotation, cellular component: nucleus. The record is from RefSeq and is a predicted model, not a curated record. The transcript has 4 exons.